AGAGGUUGAGCAUCGCAACAGCAGCACCAGCAGCAACAGCAGCAAUCCGUGCAUUCUCAAACGGUUGCCUAGUAUUGCUUAUCGUUCUCUCGACAGUAUUGCCGGAUAGCGAGCCAGCCGCGUCUGUUUUCUGUAUUAUCUCUGGUAUUAUUUUUUUUUUCUGUAUACGUUCAUCUACUGGUCCUCUAUUUAUCAUCCCCGCAAACACGUACCGUACUGUGUACUGCUUGUUAGUAGUUCUUAAUUGUCAGGCUAGCCAAAAAAGUAUUAUUUUUCGCGUGACGCGCUGUAAAUGCCACAGAGGGAGAAAUGUUCUAUUUAUUAUUGAUGUAAGUUAAUGUAUUGCCCAUGCUAAGCAAGCAGUAUUCAUUGAUGUGGCCCUGCUGCAGUCUGGCCGCACCAGCUAGUGUUUAGGUCUAUUUUGUGGCUAAACGUUGCUACAGAAGCAGUCUGUGUUCGUACAUUCCUCCGCGCCUAUCCGCUUGUCAUCCCACAAACAUUGUAUGUCAUCCCUAAAAACAUUUGGGACAUUGAGUUAAGGUGGGAUAAAUCAAAAAACAUACGAGACAGGGAACCCAUUCAUUCCUCAUUUAAUGCUACUCUGAACGUCUCUCGCGUGACAUCCUCGCCUGCUCGCGUGGCCUCCCCCUCCUCGCUUAAAACACUGUAGGUGUCUAGUAGUAUGACAUUGACGGUGUCGGAAUCGGACAGCAAUAGCAAUCUGCGCACUAACCAUCCCCACCCGGAUAUGACCGAAUCUCUACCAAGUUCUGAACUCUCUCUGCUAGCAAAACUGGAGGCCGCAAACAAACUGAUCGAGAGUGACUCGAAGAGUCUCAACUCUCUACAGAGUUCAGCGCACAGCCGCAAGAGUUCCGAUACGAGUCAAAUUUCACUCAACUCCGGGGGUUCCUCCGUGGGUGAGGAGGAUAUCUGGUCGACAUGGGCUAGCAUUGUGGCCGACUGGGAGGCCGGUCAGAAGCGGAAAGCUCCCACGGUGAAGGAGUUGGUACGCAAGGGAAUUCCCCAUCACUUCCGGGCCAUCGUUUGGCAGUUGCUUUGUGGUGCUACAGAGGCCGAUAAGAAGCAGUACGCAGAAUACAUCAAAGCGACCAGUGCCUGUGAGAAGGUGAUCCGGAGGGACAUCGCCCGAACUUAUCCGGAGCAUGAUUUCUUCAAAGAGAAGGAUGGGCUCGGACAGGAGGCGUUGUUUAAUGUGAUGAAGGCAUACUCGCUCCACGAUCGGGAGGUGGGCUACUGUCAGGGCUCGGGCUUCAUCGUUGGGCUCCUGCUGAUGCAGGUGAUGCCAGAGGAGGAUGCUUUCUCCGUUUUGGUGCAGAUCAUGCAACAGUAUCGUAUGCGAGACAUGUUUAAACCAUCAAUGGCAGAACUGGGCCUCUGUAUGUACCAGCUGGAGAGUAUUGUUCAGGAACAGAUCCCCGAAUUGCAUCUGCACUUUCAGUCUCAGGGUUUUCAAACCUCGAUGUACGCUUCCAGCUGGUUUUUAACACUGUAUACCACCGCUCUGAAUCUCACGCUGAGUUGCCGGAUAAUGGAUGUGUUCCUCUCGGAAGGGAUGGAGUUUAUCUUUAAAGUGGCCAUUGCUUUGUUGCUGAUUGGGAAAGAUACCCUCCUUUCGCUCGAUAUGGAAGCAAUGUUGAAGUAUUUCCAAAAAGAACUGCCCCAGAAGGUGGAGAACGACAGCGACGGUCUGUUCAAUCUAGCAUUCCAGGUGAAGAUCAACACCAAAAAGAUGAAGAAAAUGGAGAAAGAGUACGCUGACCUGCGGAAAAAGGAACAGGAAGAAAUGGUUGAAUUGAGGCGGUUACGCAGCGAAAAUCGGCUUCUCAAGAAGCGCAAUGAGUUGCUCGAGGCGGAGAGUGCAGAGCUGGCCGACCGGCUGGUUCGUGGACAGGUCUCGCGGGCCGAAGAGGAGGAAACUAGCUACGCUAUCCAGUCCGAACUGUUGGCACUGAGACGGGCCCACCUCGAGGUGUCCCACCAGCUGGAAAACGCCAACGAGGAAGUGAGAGCCCUCAGUCUGCGAUUGCAGGAAAAUAUCGCGGAUAAUUCGCUUGAAUCUAACAACUCCCGCCAGAAUUCCUUCGAUGAACUCAUCAUGAAGGAGGAAGCGCUAAAGCAGCGUGACGAGAUGGUUUCCUGUCUGCUGGAGGAGCUCGUCAAGGUGCGCCAGAGUCUAGCCGAAAGCGAAGAUGUGAUACGAAAUUUGAAGACUAAAAUCCAAGAACUGGAAGAGGACAAGAAACGCCUCCGUGAGACGACCAUCGACAACUCGGUAGCACAUCUGCAGGAUGAACUGAUAGCGAGUAAGUUACGGGAAGCGGAGGCGAGUCUCUCACUGAAGGAUCUCAAGCAGCGCGUACAGGAGCUAAGCACCCAGUGGCAACGACAGCUAUCCGAGCAGCGGAACGAAGCCGCCCAAAGUAGCGAAUCAGGAGCGAAGAAACUUUUGUUUUGGGAGUCCUCUCGAACGGCAGAAAUGCAAAAACUGGAAGAGGAUUUGAUGACCACUCGGAUUCGGGAGAUGGAAACACUAACCGAGUUGAAAGAGCUACGGCUGAAGGUCAUGGAGCUGGAGACGCAGGUGCAGGUAUCUACCAAUCAGCUCCGUCGUCAGGACGAGGAAUCUAAGAAGGUUAAGGAAGAGCUAGAGGAAGCAUUGGCUCGGGAGAGAGAGUUGGCUAACAAGGCUCGCGAACAACAGCACCGAUAUUCCGAUCUCGAAUCGCGCAUGAAGGACGAACUAAUGAACGUGAAAAUUAAGUUCACCGAGCAGAGCCAGACGGUAGCUGAACUAAAGCAAGAGAUUUCCCGACUGGAGACAAAGAACUCCGAAAUGCUAGCCGAGGGUGAGCUGCGGUCGAAUUUAGACGAAUCGGACCGUGUCCGAGACCUACAGGACAAAGUUGCAGAGCUGAAAGCGGAGCUGGCAGCGCUCAAGUGCCGCGGUACCCCGCUGAACCUACGCAUGAUCAAGAGCACCUCGAUUCAGUCGAUCGACUCUACCAACGAGAUCGACUUCAGUGAUAUGCAGCUGUCGCGGAAGGAUAUUACAGGUAUGGGCGCUACUUCCACAUCGUCGUCGUCGUGAAAUUUAGCGUUAGAAGUAGUGAUAGUAGCCGCUGUAGCAGCAGAACUAGCAUCCUAGAAUUAGUUGUUAAAAGUCACGGAAGAAGUAGACAAGAAACGAGUGAACAUUCGCCGAUAUCUGGAGAUAGGGAUAUUUAAUCAAUCAUACCCAAAACACAUAAUAUACAUACCAUCUUUUUGUCUCUCCAAUGCAUCUAGUGUGAGUUAUAUUGAAACAUUGAAUUGAGCAAACGAUAGAGUACCAUUUGUAAAUUAACAAUACAAUUAGGUUGUAUUGUGCAGGCGAUGAGCGAGUAGAAAAAAAAACAAAACGAUACGACUGAUUAACCUAUCAUUCUACAGAGACGCCUAUUCUUAUGAUUUUGUAUGUGAACGUGUUUAGUAAUUUUAUUUCGUUUGUUUUUUUAUUAACUGAAGUUUAUUAAUUGAUUUAUUCAUUUCGCUUAAUCGGGCGGGAUAUGUAUGAAAAGAGUGAGCUGUAAGCGCCUCAGUGCAAGUCAAUGGCAAUUCAUAUACAUAUAUUUAUAUUCCGUGUUUCGUUUGUUCUUUCUUCUGUUAGUAUAUGUUUUUGAUCAGAGUUUUUUUUCCAGCGAGAAUUUGCUACAAAGAUGAGAGUCUAACUGUCAUAUAUAUAUAUGUUUGUUGCACAAUAGAAGAAAAACGAACAAGUAUUUUUCAAAGAGUCUAUAUCUAUAUGUAUACACACCAAUCGUAUGCAAGGGGAGGGUGCAUUCAGAAUGAACUUUCUUUCUUUCUUUAUAAUUAUUUAAAACGAGAAUAAAACGUUUUUUGUUCGUUGUUCGCUGUAUAGUAUAAGCUUGUUUUCUGUUUCGUUUCGUUUCGUAUAUUUUCACGCAGCGUCAGCAUUUUCAAAACAUUUCCACUGUGACUGAAAAGACGGUCAGAGCAAUUAGCUUAAUAUUCUUCUAUCGAAAAACAAAAGAUUGUUCAAGAAGUUUAGACCGUUCCAAAAUUUGCUCUAGCGAUAUUGAAUUAGCACUAGUGAAAGUUUACCCAAAAUCUCGCAUUCAACUGUGUAACCGGAGCAGUAUAUCAGUUAAUAUCCCAGAAAAUCUUUUAGAAGUUGAUCGUUGCUGGAGGAAAAAACAAAGCAAAACAAGAAUAUACAUUAAAACUAAUCCAAUCUAACGCGUGUGUGCAUGAUUAACAUGUGAUGAGUCAGAGUCAAAAGCUAAUUGUGAAAUACAAAUAAUGUGGCAAUGUAAUGUGUGAAACGUUGUAAUCAACUAGUGAUAAAAAAAUUCAAUUGAACAGAGAAGAACACGGGAAGAAAGUGGAAGGAUUUUAUUCCGAUAAACAUUCAUACAUAAAUAUACAUGCAAUCUUACAAUUGAUAUUUGUUAGUGGGAAAUACACGAAGAGUGUGUGAAAGAAGCAAACACCGAUAAAUGAAGCUAGUGAUGAUGAAGUUGAUGGGAAAAGAGGUGCCAAACACAUGAUUCAUCAGGCCGGAAAUAAUUUCCUCCUUUUUGCGUUCGGCUUUUGACCGUAGAGGCAAAUUUCCACCUCGUUUUGAUGUUCAAUAUUCUAAAAGAGCAACAAAUCUUAGUGAUAGUUCACGUAGGGCCACGAGAAGCGAAGAAUGUAUUGUUGUUUUGCUGUUUUCCUAUACUUAAAAGAUAUAUUAAUGUAUUUACAAGCAAAUUUGAUUUCUAUUCGUUCUGAAUGGUUUUUCUUGUCUGCCAAAAGUAACAUAAUAAAAGAAGUAAAAAUUAAACAAACUGAAAUACUCAUAACUUGAAGGUUAACCCUUUUCUGUUGGUUUUAUCGCGAUAACACAAGCAUGAUUUCGAAAAUCUUCCCCCCAUAUUUUGUCGUGCUAGAUUAAUAAAUAUUUAACGAAGAUUUGAAACCGAUAAAAGCACACAUAAUCCAAAAAAAUAGAGUAAUCCAUAGUAAUGCGUAACUGUAGAUGUACUUAAAACAAAACUAUGACUUAUGGAAGCAUACCCACUAGAACUCAUGUACUCAUUCCAAUCAGCAGAAAAUGUUUCAAAAUACCAUUCAAAAUAGAUUGGAUAGUAACGAAAAAAAGAAUCACACAGGGUAAAAUUUUGUAUAUCAGAUAUACAGAGAAUGUUUACAUUCGAGAAGGACUACAUUUGGGGGAGGAGACCAAACAGUCAACAGCGCAAUAACAUGGAAAAUCUGAAAUGCUUGUGUUAACAAGCAAGCAUCUUCUGAAAAACAUGAUUGGAUGAAGAACAACAAUACAGCAGAUAGAAAAAGAAACAACUUUCCAUAACAUAAUGGUGUGAAACGAGAAGAAAUGUUCUACCACAAAACAAAACGAAAAACGAACCAGAAUAGACACAUUUGAAAUUA
Molecule: messenger RNA, 5457 nt
Organism: Toxorhynchites rutilus septentrionalis
Lineage: Eukaryota; Metazoa; Arthropoda; Insecta; Diptera; Culicidae
Gene: Evi5
Product: ecotropic viral integration site 5 ortholog
Exons: 10
Coding region: 683-3112 (809 amino acids)
Source: RefSeq, a predicted model, not a curated record